Molecule: messenger RNA, 2398 nt
Organism: Penicilliopsis zonata CBS 506.65
Lineage: Eukaryota; Fungi; Ascomycota; Eurotiomycetes; Eurotiales; Aspergillaceae
Exons: 3
Coding region: 290-2143 (617 amino acids)
Biological process (GO): nuclear-transcribed mRNA poly(A) tail shortening; regulation of DNA-templated transcription
Cellular component (GO): nucleus; CCR4-NOT core complex; P-body
Source: RefSeq, a predicted model, not a curated record
GCUGUGCGGUGCGGUCUUGGCACGUGCCGUCCCAGCUUCCAACUCCCUCAAACCAAGGGCAGCGCAGGACGAAAGGAAGAAAUCGAGAUCUGCUCACUCUUUUCCUCGCCACGCAGCACGCGAACGCUCAACGCCUCUCCGCGGUUCGCCUGGCAACCAUCCCGCCGUCAACAAUUUUUGCUUCGAACGCGCCCUCUGCCGAGUCGCUUUUCCACGCUGGCAGCGGCCCAUCGCUAUUUUCGCACCUUGACGAGAAAACAAGGGCUCCGUGUGUAUGUGAAGCGCCGCCAUGACGUCUCGAAAAACACAGCAAGAGAUCGAAAAAACCUUCAAAAAGGUCACGGAGGGGAUCCAGACCUUUGAGGGCAUCUACGAGAAGAUCAAGACGACGACAAAUCUCGCGCAGCGGGAUAAGCUGGAGGAUAAUCUGAAGCGAGAAAUCAAGAAGCUGCAACGCUUUCGAGAUCAGAUCAAGUCGUGGGCAUCAGGCAAUGAGGUCAAGGACAAGACGCCGCUGCUGGAGCAGCGCAAAGCAAUCGAAACCUGUAUGGAGCAGUUCAAGGCGGUCGAGAAGGAGAUGAAGACCAAGGCAUACUCGAAGGAAGGGCUAUCGGCCGCGUCGCGAUUAGAUCCCAAGGAGAAGGAGAAGGUGGAAUCGUGCGACUUCCUGUCCUCAUGCGUCGACGAGCUUCAACAAAAGAUUGAGGCGAUGGAGGCCGAGGAGGAGACGCUACAUAUGCAGAUGAAGAAGAACAAGAAGGACGUGUCCAAGACCAACCGCCUGGCCGAUCUUACGCGGAUACUGGAACGACAUAAGUGGCAUGUCACCAAGCUCGAACUGCUACUUCGCUCCGUACAGAAUGGCAACAUCGACACGAAACAGGUAAUGGAUGUCAAGGAGAGCAUCAAGUACUACGUGGAAGAUGGGCAUAACGUGGACUACUCAGGAGAGGACGAGACCCUGUACGACGACCUGAACCUGGGUGAUGAUGCCGAAGUCCAGUUUGGCAUGGCCAACGAGAAUGACCGGGUCUCCUCGCAAGACACCCAGUCGGUUCAGGAAGAGGAGCCUGAGCCCAAGGCCAAACCUCCCAAGCCGGAAGCGUCAGGGCCUCGAAGACCGUCUACGCAAAUGAAGUCGCCCCUGCCCGUCCUAGCGACACUGCACCCGUCGGGCCCGUCAGUGACCGCAACGAGUAUGAAACCCGCUCCGUUACCAACCCGUCUACCAGGCGAAACGCUCAAGUACGCAUCUGCCGCCGCCGCUGCUGCUGCGAGUGACAAGAACGGCGUGGGCAUUGCUCCCCUACCUCCACCGCCGGGCGCAAGCCCUGCGUUCCACCCUGCAGUCCCGUCAUCCAAGGCUUCGUCGACCGCGUCGCCUAUCGUCCCCACCGUGCAACCGGUAUCGAAACCGGCGGCCACGGUCAUUGCAGAAGAGGUGGGUCUCCAAGGACGGACCAAGUCACCAGCUCUCAGUCCUAGCGUUCGUGCCGCGAGUACGUCGAGCCCUGUCCCGCCGGCUGCGGCCGUGGACAAGGCUGAGGCUGAGGCUGUACCGACAUCACCGAAGGCUGAGCAGCCGCCAACAACAAACGGUGAAGCUUCUGCCAAGGAGGCCGACGAGUCGAUAUACCAUUUACCGCCGGGUCUGCAAGAUUUGAUCCAUUCGUUCGAAGUUACUAAGACCAGGGCCUCAUCGACACCUUCGCCAUCGGUGCAACGACUUCUCGCCGCAUCUCUCACGACGUGCCCUGAGCCGAGCGAUGCGGAGAAGCCACGCCACUACAAGCCUCAGAAUCCUUACAACACUCCUCUCUACUACCCCCAAGAACCCCUGUCGAUAUUCGACGACCCACGACUAUACGAUACCGGGCGCAUAGAUACCGAUACCCUCUUCUAUCUGUUCUACUACCGCCAAGGCUCGUAUCAGCAAUACCUCUCUGCCAAAGCGCUUAAAAACCAAAGUUGGCGGUUCCACAAGCAGUACCAAACAUGGUUCCAGCGCCAUGAAGAGCCCAAGACGAUCACCGAGGAAUUCGAACAAGGCACCUACCGCUUUUUUGACUACGAGAGCACAUGGAUGAACCGACGCAAGGCGGAUUUCAAGUUUAUCUACAAGUAUCUUGAAGAUGAAUUAUAAUACAAUCCUGACGGCUGUUUGUUCUCCAAUGCUCUCCGUCCGACAUUCUGGUUCGUCUUGGGGAUCGGUAUGGAAUGGUCCUGGUGGCGCAACAGAUUCUUCGUCCUUGUCUUGCACAUACAUUCUAGUCUCUCGACUUGGCUGGGCUCUACGGCGUCAUGAAACUUACUGGGAGGACAAAUCCGCUGGCUUUGUAGUCACACUUCUGGGUUUGUUUGCAAUUUUUUUUUUCAACUUUUUUUUCUCUUUUUCUUU